Aspergillus welwitschiae is the source of this 782-nucleotide messenger RNA. RefSeq lists its product as uncharacterized. The transcript is spliced from 2 exons. Lineage: Eukaryota; Fungi; Ascomycota; Eurotiomycetes; Eurotiales; Aspergillaceae. The record is from RefSeq and is a predicted model, not a curated record. The coding region runs from base 78 to 530 and encodes 150 amino acids.
AACGGCGGCAGCGGCCCAAAACGAAAUUCUCCUGACGAACGAUCAUGGUAAGUUGUUAACCUUAUAUAACUUCACUAAUGCCAGUGGAUAAGGCUCCCCACACCCUACUUCCGGAAGUGAUUCUGGUAUUCCCGGUUCAAUCAACCGUCAAGGCAGUACAUAUAUAUUUUCUGAGAUCGAUAUACGGCUCGAACUCCGCGAACAUAUCCAAGCCGGAUCGGGAUGAAACACUCAGACGGCAUGUGGAAGAGGUCACCAGCAUGCUCAUUUUAGACGCCUUAUUAAGGUUGUCUCUCUUCGCCUGGCACUUUGAUGCAAGCGGCGAAUUCUCUCAAGAGCUCCUUCAAUUCAUUAUCGAACCUCUGGAUGAGCUUGAGGAAGUAUGCAAGGUUAUCUGGCAGCAGUAUAGGGCUCGUUCGGAGCAUCAUGUGUCAUGCAAAGUCUUCAUGAUCGAGAUGAUAAACCUGUUAUGUUUCCUUGAUGUGUUGGUUGCCAGAAGUUGGACCAGCUUAUGUGGUAGGAGUGACUAGAUACACUCAUUUUAUGAAAGAGAGUAUUGAACUGAGGCUAUAUCUGGACAAUAUCAUCUUUUGUAUAUAAAGAAAGACUAUCCUAUCUGCGACCGUGCAUUGGUCUGAAGAUAACGAUAUUCAGAUUGUCACUUUGAUAGAUGACUAAUCAAACCGAAGCCUCUUCAACCUGGCCGCCCGCACCCGCAAUGACAACAAUCCAUAUGUAAAUCCAUCCACAUGAAGUACACCGCGACAACCUGUGUGCUAGAC